Tarenaya hassleriana is the source of this 1720-nucleotide messenger RNA. RefSeq names its product glycerol-3-phosphate dehydrogenase [NAD(+)] 1, chloroplastic-like. Gene Ontology annotation, molecular function: protein homodimerization activity; glycerol-3-phosphate dehydrogenase [NAD(P)+] activity; NAD binding. The transcript has 10 exons. The coding region runs from base 129 to 1415 and encodes 428 amino acids. Gene Ontology annotation, biological process: carbohydrate metabolic process; glycerol-3-phosphate catabolic process. The record is from RefSeq and is a predicted model, not a curated record. Gene Ontology annotation, cellular component: glycerol-3-phosphate dehydrogenase (FAD) complex; cytosol. NCBI's taxonomy places the organism in Eukaryota, Viridiplantae, Streptophyta, Magnoliopsida, Brassicales, Cleomaceae.
CAACUAAGGGAGACAAAAAAAAAGAGAAUGAGGAAAAAAAAGAAGGAAAAAACGGAGAAGGAUGGAUCAUGGAACAUAGAGUAGAUCGCCGAGAUCCAACGACCUAGGCAUGGCGGGCGACAGAAUCGAUGGCAUCACACGUACGUUGUCGUCCCUUUCGACGUGUGUUCUCCAUCUCCGUCUCUCGUGCGAAUCCAGACAUCCAUGUCUCUCUCCUACUCUUCUCGACCCCUUCACGUUUUCUUCGUUUCUUCUCUUCUUAUUCUCAUCCUCGCCCCUUCUCUCGCUUCUCAUCCCUCUCUGCUUCCUCCGCCAUGGCUCCCGCCUUCGAGAAACGGCAACACGGAAAUGGCGAUUCGAAAUAUAGGGUUACGGUCGUGGGGAGUGGGAAUUGGGGAAGUGUCGCUGCUAAGCUCGUUGCUUCCAAUGCACUCAAGCUUCCUUCAUGUCACGAUGAAGUGAGGAUGUGGGUGUUUGAGGAGGUUUUGCCAAAUGGCGAGAAGCUUACUGAUGUUAUCAACAAGGCCCAUGAAAACGUCAAAUAUCUCCCUGGGAUUAAACUAGGAAGAAAUGUCAUUGCGGAUCCAGACCUCGAAAACGCAGUGAAAGGAGCAAACAUGUUGGUCUUUGUUACACCACAUCAGUUCAUGGAUGGUAUAUGUAAGAGACUAAGGGGAAAGAUAGAUGGAGAUGUCGAGGCAAUAUCUCUUGUUAAAGGGAUGGAGGUGAAGAAGGAAGGCCCCCGUAUGAUCUCCAGUCUCAUCUCCGAGCAACUCGGUAUCAAUUGCUGUGUUCUGAUGGGAGCUAACAUUGCAAACGAGAUUGCCGUGGGGAAGUUCAGUGAAGCAACAGUUGGACAUAGAGGGAGCAUAGAAGUUGCAGACACAUGGGUUCAGUUGUUUUCUGCUCCUUAUUUCAUGAUAACGUCGGUUCACGAUGUGGAAGGAGUAGAGUUGUGUGGUACCUUGAAGAAUGUUGUGGCCUUAGCAGCGGGUUUUGUGGACGGGCUGGAAAUGGGUAAUAACACAAAGGCUGCAAUCAUGAGGAUUGGUCUGAGAGAGAUGAGAGCGAUCUCAAAGCUUCUGUUUCCAUCUGUGAAAGACAACACGUUCUUUGAGAGCUGCGGAGUCGCAGAUGUCAUCACAACAUGCUUAGGAGGAAGAAACAGAAGAGUUGCUGAAGCAUUUGCGCGAAAUGGAGGAAAAAGGUCUUUUGAUGAACUCGAAGCAGAGAUGCUUCAAGGUCAAAAAUUGCAGGGUGUCUCGACGGCGAGAGAGGUCCACGAGGUUCUGAGCCAUAACGGGUGGCUCGAGCUGUUUCCACUUUUCACAACCGUCCACGAGAUCUCCACAGGCCGGCUUCCACCAGCAGCCAUCGUUAAAUAUAACGAACAGAAGCCUAUUGGCUCCGUUUGAUAACACAUGUCUCAGCUUCUGUCUCUAACAGUCAUCCAUUCCAUGAUCUUUCACUUCGGGAAAAACAUAAGAAGAGAGAAGCACGGUUGAGAUCGAUCCUGAGGAUCGAGAUUUUGCGUUUCACUGUUAAAAACCUACGUAAAGUUUACAUCUUUCUAUCGUUUUUUGACAUGCUCGAUGAUGUCCUGAUGUAAAGUGUAGUUCUGUCAUCUGAAAAGGCGGUUUUCCGUUUACAAAGAAGCUGUUUUCCGGUACUUUGAGAAAGUGUUAGAAGUGAAGAGAGACUUGGAUGUUGUAAUCUUCCA